AUGAGCGUACACACUCAGCGACAAGGAGCCAUGUUCGAGAUGAAGUUCCGUCGCAUUCAAGAACAUGUCCAGCGUCUCCAGGACGAUCUCGGUCGUCCCCGCGUCAAGAUAUCAGAGGCUUCAGCUAAUCUUAUUCAAUACUGCAAGGCGACCCGCGACCCGCUAGUACCGUCCAUCUGGGGUCAAAUAGAGGACCCGUACGCGCCUCCGGAAAAAGGAUGUGAAUGUAUCUUGGCCUAA
Messenger RNA from Serendipita indica DSM 11827, 240 nucleotides. Lineage: Eukaryota; Fungi; Basidiomycota; Agaricomycetes; Sebacinales; Serendipitaceae. The record is from the annotation of a GenBank genome assembly.